Ficedula albicollis (Collared flycatcher) is the source of this 4484-nucleotide messenger RNA. RefSeq names its product solute carrier family 41 member 1 (gene SLC41A1). Lineage: Eukaryota; Metazoa; Chordata; Aves; Passeriformes; Muscicapidae. Gene Ontology annotation, cellular component: plasma membrane. Gene Ontology annotation, molecular function: monoatomic cation transmembrane transporter activity. The record is from RefSeq and is a predicted model, not a curated record. Bases 900 to 2426 code for a protein of 508 amino acids. Gene Ontology annotation, biological process: monoatomic cation transport. The transcript is spliced from 10 exons.
GGGUCCCUCCUGCUCUGCCCCCGCAUCCCCUCUGAGCCCGGAGGGUGCCCGGGGUUGGGAGAGCAGCUGCGGGUCCGGCCAGGAGCCACGGGACCGCACGGAAUAUCGGCUUUCCUCCCGUGUGUUUCAGGUGAAAGACGAGUUCUUGGAAAACCACGCCGAGCCCCAGGCUGUCCCAAUGCCAGCCCCCACCCUGCAGCCCGCCCAGCUCCGGGAGUAACCUUCACUGGGGACCUGCUGUCACUCGGAGUAAGAACUGUGCUCGCCUCGUGCUGCUGGGUGAGAAAUUCUUCUGGGGGAGGAGGACGGCAGUGACACUCGAAGCCUGCUGGAAUCGCUGGCUGUUCUGGCAGAAAGCCCGCAGGAGUCUUCAGACUGGAAUUCUGCAGAGGGACAGUGCCGCUGGAGGAAGCGGCAAAGCCCUGGUAGCAAGAAGAGCCUGAGUGGGAUCAUCUCCAAAAUCCAGUCCUUUCCUUCAGUGUUCCUUUAAGCUUCUGUGUCCUUCACUUUAUCUGUUUUUCCCUCCGGGAAAAAAACCCGGGAGAAGAUGCACUGAGGUGUCACAUCGAGGGAGGAACGCUCGGAUCCUUCCCUGGUGGCUGCUGCACCCCCAGCGCUGGAGAGGAGCGGAGCCAGAGGGAUUGCCUGCCGUUCCCAGCUGCUGCCGUGUCCCCUGCCCGCCCCGUGCUCGCUGUCCCCUCCCCGGGCGCUGCUGGAUGGGGCUCUCUGCCGCAGGAGCAGGCUCCGCGCUCCCGGGCGGGCGAGCAGGGCUGGCGCAGCUCGCUGCUCCAUGCUGCACAGGCCGUCUGGAUAAGCUGCUGCUGGCAGAAGAUCCCCUCUGGAGCAGCUGCUGGCUGUAGGCCCAGCGAGGCAAGGGUCAGCAGAGCCUGUCCUGCGGCAUGGCUUCCAAGCAGGAGCAGCAGGAGCCCCCCCAGGCCAGCGGGGCCGUGCCCGGGGACUGCGCGCCCGGCGCGGAGCGCGCCCAGCCCGCGGAGCUGCUGCGGCCCCAGGGCGGCGGCGCCGAGGUGCUGCUGCUGGAGUCCCGUGCCAACGCCAAGGGCGUCAGGGAGGAGGAUGCCCUGCUGGAAAACGGCAGCCAGAGCAACGAGAGCGACGACACCAGCACGGAGCGGGGCGCCGAGCCCGCCUCGCCCCUCAAGGAGACCUCCUUCUCCAUCGGGCUGCAGGUGCUGUUCCCCUUCCUGCUGGCCGGCUUCGGCACCGUGGCUGCCGGCAUGGUGCUGGACGUGGUGCAGCACUGGGACGUCUUCAAAUACGUGACUGAGGUUUUUAUCUUGGUUCCUGCUCUGCUGGGCCUGAAGGGGAACCUGGAGAUGACCCUGGCAUCCCGUCUGUCCACGGCUGCUAAUAUUGGCCAGAUGGACACACCCAAAGAGCUCUGGAAGAUGAUUACAGGGAACAUGGCUCUGAUACAGGUGCAGGCCACCGUGGUUGGCUUCCUGGCCUCGAUUGCAGCCGUGGCGUUCGGGUGGAUCCCCGACGGGCACUUCAGCCUGGAGCACGCGGUGCUGCUCUGCGCCAGCAGCGUGGCCACCGCCUUCAUCGCCUCCCUGGUGCUGGGCAUGAUCAUGAUUGGGGUGAUCAUUGGCUCCAGGAGGAUGGGCAUCAACCCUGACAACGUGGCCACGCCGAUCGCCGCCAGCCUGGGCGACCUCAUCACGCUGGCUCUGCUCUCAGGGAUCAGCUGGGGCUUGUACAAGGAGCUGGAGAGCAAAGCCUACGUGAACCCCUUGGUGUGUGCCUUCUUCAUCUCCCUGCUGCCCCUCUGGAUCGUGGUGGCCAAGAGGAGCUCGGCCACCAGGGAGGUGCUGUACUCGGGCUGGGAGCCCGUCAUCAUCGCCAUGGCCAUCAGCAGCGUUGGGGGGCUGAUUUUGGACAGGACGGUGUCGGAUCCCAACUUUGCUGGCAUGGCAGUUUUCACGCCCGUCAUCAACGGUGUGGGUGGCAACCUGGUGGCAGUGCAGGCCAGCCGCAUCUCCACCUACCUGCACAUGAGUGGGGAGCCAGGUGACAGCCCCGGCGCGGCCCCCAGGAGGUGCCCCAGCCCCUGCAGCACCUUCUUCAGCCCAGACGUGAACUCCCGCUCUGCCCGCGUGCUCUUCCUGCUGGUGGUGCCCGGGCACUUGGUUUUCCUCUACACCAUCAGCUCCAUGCAGGGGGGCCACACCACGCUCACCCUCAUCUUCAUCGUGUUCUACAUGACAGCGGCACUGCUCCAGGUGCUGAUCCUGCUCUACAUCGCUGACUGGAUGGUGCACUGGAUGUGGGGCAGGCACCUGGACCCUGACAACUUCUCCAUCCCCUACCUGACGGCGCUGGGGGACCUGAUUGGCACGGGGCUGCUGGCCCUCAGCUUCCACGUGCUCUGGCUCAUCGGCGACCGGGACUCUGAUGUUGGGGAUUAAAUCCCUCUCUCCUCCCUUCCCACAGCUCUCCCCCUUCCAUUUGUUGUUUCUCUGCUUCCCCCCCUCCUCCCACCCCCUCGAGACUUCACCUUUGAUAUCGGGUUCUCAUUAUUUUCAAUGGGAAUUUUACGUGGUUUCUACUUCAAGCCAAGUUUGUACAGAAAAAUCUUACCUAGCAUUAGGGAGGACAAACAAACAGACAAACAGAAGUGUAACGAGACAAUCACUAAGUGCAAUUUUCGUAGCAGUUGUGUCUGAACCAAGGUUCCAGUGAAGCUCCUGCUCGGCCAGGGACCCCCCUGCCCACCCCCUCUGGGGGUAGGGCUGCUUUUUUCGCUUCAUAAGCGUUGUAAACCCUGCAGGUGGAGCUCAGCUCUGGUGGGCUGAGCUGGCACCUCCCAGCAGAACCUGCUGGCUGAGGGCACGGGGCAGCCCUGCCUGGGCUCUCACCUGGGAGGGGGGUGAGGGGGGUGGUGAGGAAGGCUCCUGUGCUCCCCCCAGGAGUGGGAGUGAGCUCAUUUUGACAUUGCCCAGCCCUGGCUGGGCUCUGCUGGCUCCUUCAGGCUCCCCUGUGCCUCCCAAGGCUGCUGCUGCCCUGCUGAGCUGGGCUCAGCUGCUCUGAGCUUCACCCAGAGGGGCUGGGGACCCUCCCCUGCAGGAUCUGCUGGAGCUGCCUCCAUUUCCCUGGCUCUCCUCAGUGCAGCUGACUUUCCCAGAGGGGUGGAAGGACAAGCAGCUCCUGGUUUGUGUGUCCAGGUUUGCUUUUGGCUGCUGAGGGGCCCCUUGCAGCCCCCCAGUGCCUCCCCCAGCUGAGCUGAGCUGUUCUGAGCUGGGCAGGAGCAUUUUGCUCCUGUCUGUUAGGGAUGGAUGUCCGUGGAUCCGCGGGUUUCUCUCUCUCUCUGUGUAGCUGGGAAACAGCUGGAAAUGCAGGCACAGCUGGAUUGGUGCAGCUCUGGGGAGCAGGAGCCCCCCCGCCCCUGUGGAAAGUCUGGGAUUGGGGUUCAGCCCAGCUGGGAGUGCGGGGUUCCCUCCUCUGCUGCUUCCCCUCCUGCUCUUUGUGCUGCUCCCAUCAGGGCUGGCUGGGAUUCCUUCCCUUCCCCGUGCUGGGAGGGCAGCAAAAAACCAGAGCUGGAGCACCCAGAUGGGCAAACCAAGACCAAAGUUAGUCCAGGAUCCUUGUCCCAGCCCAGAGCUGGCGCUGCUGCCAAAGGGGGUCAGGAUUAAGGAAUUCUGGAGAGCCACAGGAGCCAAACCUGGCUCUUGGCUGCUCCAGGUGCUCCCUGGAGCCGUGGGAACCCUCCCCUGCUGCUGCUGCUGCUGUGCAGGAGGCAGAGGUGAGCUCAGGCUGCUCCUCCCCAGCCCCUCAGAAGAGCAGGGUUGGAUUUCUGGGAUGAUUUCCCCCUUUUUUCCCCUUGCUGAUCCAACAUCAGGCUCAGUCCCCCUCCUCCCUCUGCUCCCUGGGAGCAGCUCUGAUCCUCCUCCUGCACCUGUGACAUUUCACAGAUCUGCUUUGGCCAAAGGUGGGAGAAACCCAACCACACAACAAACCCUGUCCCUGCUGUGCUCGCCCCUCAGCCCAGGGACUUCUGGAAUAUUUCCUGGAAUAUCCUCAGCUGCUCACUUGGUUUCUCUGCCUGAUGUUAAGGAAUAAAUGCAAGACUUCCUUCCAGUAGCACUUCAGCUUUUCUGGAUGCACAGAGAAACUCUGCUGGCCUUUCACAUCACCACUGAAUUCCCCAGGAAAAGAUUCCCUAGAGGAGGAAUCUGCCUCUCCUGGUCGGGGGUGAGGGGGGUCUGUACAUUAAAUAUGGUCAGAGGUGUGCUUGGGGAAUGGUCAGGGAAGAAUCUAAUUUAAAACUGAGGAAUAGUGAUGGAAAAAAAAGCAAAAAAACAAAUUUCUUCCCACUGGUUGCACUCCAAUGCAUGCCUAUUCUCUACAGCUGCCUGCAGAUGAAAAUCCUGGUUUACUCUUUUAUUAAAGGAAAAAGACUGUCUUAAUUAUUUAUAGUUCCUAUAACUGACAGAUGUUGACUUAAUGGAUAAAUUAUAUUUGGUUAA